GUAAUAUCAGUAACUUAGAAGUAGACCUACAGAAAAGUAAAGUAAAUACAGCAAAAUGCUGCAUAGAACAUCUUCAUCUCGACGGCGUCGAGCAUCAAGAAGUGCCGCUACUUCUCCUCAGACAAGGUCACCAAGACCUUCAGCCCAGCCUUCACGCCGAGCGUCCCUCGCUACUACAGAAACUGAUGAUGAAAUAGAACCUCCACCGCAGAGAAGCCCUAGAGCCAGCCUAGCUCCAGACGCAGCAUUGGAAUCAUACCAUCGAAGUCCCCGACACUCACUAGUUCCUGAACCAAGGUCAGCCAGAAACUCUAUAACUCCUGAAACUGCUCCAAUAAGAAACACUUUAGCACCGUCCAGGAACAACUUGGGUGUUGAACAAGCAUACGGAUCACGGUUAAGUCUGAAUCCUCAAGACUUUAACAGAAGUCCGAGGAACAGCAUAACUCCAGACAUAACAGCGAGGAGCCCAAGAAGAAGUUUAAUACCAGAAGGGACAUCGUGGAAUCAGCCUAGAAACUCUUUGGUUCCCGAUGUUGGGAGAAGUCCGAGACAUUCAGUGGCUAAUAUACAGAUUGAUCCAGCUCGGAGUCAGAAAGAACUAGGUCCAAGUCCGAGAACUAGUCCUAGAGGAAGUAUAGUACCAGACACGGUUAUGAAGAAGGAGUUUGAUUUAAAUAGGAGUCCAAGAGGUUCUCUUAUUCCUGAUUCUCAAAGGAGUCCAAGAGGCAGUAUUGCGCCUUCCGAGAGAAGUGCGAGAGGGAGUCUAGCUGCUAUUGAAGUAGAUGCGGCAAGAAUCAGUCCUAGAGGAAGCUUGACGCUUACUUUCCAAGAGCCUUUAGUAUCUAGAGAAAGGCGAGCAAGCGAAGAUAGUCAAAACGCUGGUAAUCGAGGUCGAGUGUCACCGUACAGGGCAUCUCUGGGAGGACGGCAGAGUGGGACGGGUUUAUCUGACACUGGCUCUAGAAGAGCUUCAAGUUCUGUAAGCCAAGUAUCAGGCGACGAACAGCGGAGGCUAUGCGGGGAGCAUGCGAAGUACAGCGACCGGACCGGGCUGGGGCUGGGUGUAGGACUCACGACUUACGGCUCGGUGGCGUAUCAGCUCAAGGACGCCAACAUGGAGGCUUCGGGGACCGUGGACUUCGUGUGCAGAGCCGCCAAGAUUAUGAACAGGACCAUUGUGAUGACAGUAUUCUUGGCCUGCCUGUCUACGAUACCAGUCAUCAUGCUGAUCAUGGGAGUGCAGUACAUCCGCGACUGCCCGGCCGAGCCUCGCAUCCCGGUGUAUAUGGUGGUGGGCGGUGCGGCGGGCGGCGUGGGCAUCUGCUGGCUACUGUGGGCGCAGCUGGCGGGCAGGAGCUCCAACAACUCCGCGAGCGUACCCGAACGCCUGCUCGCAUACACACUCACCAUGUUCCUUAUGGGAUGGUUCGCCUGCGGAAACUAUUGGACGUUGGGCAUCAUGUGGCCAGACUAUGCGCCAACGCUUUUUGAGCCCAACCAGUGGUGUCACAAAACACUGUAUGUGUUCGCGUUGACGCAGCUUGGUGUCGUAUGGGGCGUAGUGGCCCUUGUCAUACUAUUACUCCUAGCCCUUGUUAUUUGUCAAGUAUUCGGCUGCGGCUGGCUUGGACCACCUAGAUACAAGUAG
Messenger RNA from Pararge aegeria (speckled wood butterfly), 1651 nucleotides. RefSeq lists its product as uncharacterized. Bases 56 to 1651 code for a protein of 531 amino acids. The record is from RefSeq and is a predicted model, not a curated record. Lineage: Eukaryota; Metazoa; Arthropoda; Insecta; Lepidoptera; Nymphalidae. The transcript is spliced from 7 exons.